UGGAAUUCUAGCGAACCUCAUUGGUAGUAAACGCUACCAGGACUUUGUGCGGACGGCUCCGCGACGUCGUUACUUACUCUUAACCUUUCCCAUCCACAUUGAAACCACCCAACUCUUUCGUUUGGAUUUGUUUUACAGUUAUCAUUUAGGAUGCUGAGGCUUUCGAAUUUGCCAAAGCUCGCACGUCGGUUUGCAACUUCUGCUUUACCCAAGACGGAAACUACAACUUUAAAGAAUGGAUUGACCAUUGCUACUGAACAUCAUCCCUAUGCUCAAACAGCCACGGUUCUCGUUGGUGUUGAUGCUGGAUCAAGAGCAGAAACCGAAAAAAACAAUGGCGCUGCUCAUUUCCUGGAACAUUUAGCUUUCAAGGGUACGAAAAACCGCUCCCAACGUGCUCUUGAGCUUGAAUUUGAAAAUACCGGUGCUCAUUUGAAUGCUUACACUUCUCGCGAGCAAACUGUUUACUAUGCCCAUGCUUUCAAGGAGGCUGUUCCCAAGACUGUUGCUGUUUUGGCUGACAUUUUGACCAACUCUAGCAUCUCUUCCGCCGCUGUCGAACGUGAGCGUCAAGUCAUUCUACGCGAACAAGAGGAAGUUGACAAAAUGGCUGAUGAGGUUGUUUUUGACCACUUGCAUGCUACUGCUUAUCAAGGUCAAGCUUUGGGUCGUACCAUUUUGGGCCCCAAGAGAAACAUCGCUUCUUUAACCCGCGAUGAUCUUCUUCGCUACAUUAAGGACAACUACCGUAGUGACCGCAUGAUCCUUGCUGCUGCUGGCUCUAUUUCCCAUGAAGAGCUCGUCAAGCUAGCUGAAAAGUACUUUGGUCACUUGGAACCUUCUACCGAACAACUCUCUCUUGGUGCUCCUCGUGGUCCUCAACCUCGCUUCAUCGGUUCUGAAGUCCGUAUUCGUGAUGACUACUCCCCCACUGCUAACAUUGCCAUUGCUGUUGAGGGUAUGAGCUGGAAACAUCCUGACUACUUUGUCGGUUUGGUCAUGCAAGCAAUCAUCGGUAACUGGGAUCGUGCUAUGGGUGCUUCUCCUCAUAUGGCUUCCCGUUUGAGCUCUGUUGUCCAACAAGAUCAAUUGGCCAACAGCUUUAUGAGUUUCAGUACCAGCUACAGCGACACUGGUUUGUGGGGUAUCUAUUUAGUAACUGAGAAUCUUGGACGCAUUGACGACUUGAUUCACUUCACCCUUCAAAACUGGGCUCGUCUUACUGUUGCUACUCGUGCUGAGGUCGAGCGCGCCAAGGCUCAACUUCGUGCUUCCCUUCUCCUUUCUUUGGAUUCCACCACCGCCAUUGCUGAAGACAUUGGUCGUCAAUUGCUUACCACUGGUCGUCGCAUGAGCCCUCAAGAAGUUGACAUGCGUAUUGAACAGAUUACCGAGCACGAUGUUGCUCGUGUUGCUAACGAGAUGAUCUGGGAUAAGGAUGUUGCUGUUUCCGCUGUCGGUGCUAUUGAAGGCCUUUUGGAUUACAACCGUAUUCGUAGUAGUAUCUCUAUGAACCGUUGGUAAAUGGAGUCUCCCUUGGACCCUUUACUAAGCUUUCCAUUUUUUGUCUUUUUCCUUGAUUCUUUUCGGUAGAUUUUCCUAUGCUUCAUCACCCUUAUGAUUUGUACGCCCCUUGCUUUCUUUUAAAUUCAAGUCCUCCUUUUUUUCUUUCGUCAUGCGAUUUUACAUCCUGUCUUUUUUUGAUGUGAUGUUUCUAUUUUCCGAUAGAAUCGUCUACGAAAAGCGAAAAGUUCCUAUCUUGAAUAUGAGUUUCUUGACAGGCUUAUAUUUUCAUGGUUAGAUCAUGAGUUAAGCUGUUGUCAUAGUUGACUUUCUUGCUGCAAAUUCCUUCAAAGCCCAUGACAGAUUGUUAUCAACUCUAACAAUCAAUUCCUUUUUACUUUUUUUUAAGCUUCCGGCAUUUCCUUUUCUCAUAAUCUCCCUUCUCAUAUAACAGAAAAUAUCAUUAUUUCUAAACAGUCGGUUUAAUACACUGAACAUGUUCGCGUAGCAAUAGUGUAAUAAAAGCAAAGUGACCCUGCCGGUUUUCAAUCGUUGUUAUGUUACAACUGCUGCUUGUAUCUUUCUCC
Schizosaccharomyces cryophilus OY26 is the source of this 2090-nucleotide messenger RNA. Its product is annotated as peptidase complex beta subunit Qcr1. Gene Ontology annotation, cellular component: mitochondrion. The transcript has a single exon. Lineage: Eukaryota; Fungi; Ascomycota; Schizosaccharomycetes; Schizosaccharomycetales; Schizosaccharomycetaceae. Gene Ontology annotation, molecular function: metal ion binding; metalloendopeptidase activity. Bases 151 to 1524 code for a protein of 457 amino acids. Gene Ontology annotation, biological process: proteolysis. The record is from RefSeq and is a predicted model, not a curated record.